CACAGCUACGUGGAUGGACGGAGCCAGCGAUGGACUUCCCUCAAUGACUUUUAUAGACGAUUUCAUGUUUGGAUUCAUAUCGUCUCGGUCUUUGUUCUGAUUUAACAAGGACGCAUUACAUUGUGUGUCCCCCCCCCUCCCUACGCACACACCUGAGAGGAUACAGCCUUUUACGCAUCCCUGGAGCCGGGGCAAGAAGGACCCUGAAGGUGCGUGCCCAUGAGUGUACUGUCAGCAGCAGGGAGCGACACAAGUACGAGAACCGUAAAAAAAACGAGGAUCUGUCUCUGGCGGCAUGCUUCAGUUGAUGCUCAACAAUGCGAUGAGGAGCUGAAGCCUGACAACAAGUGUGUGUGACGCUCGACACACAUGCAGAAGAGCUGCAGAACGCCAGUGUUGUAGCUUAGUCUGUGCGUGGCUGGACCUGUGUGUGUGUGUGUGUGUUUGUGUGCGUGUGCGUGUGUGUAUAGACUUACUGUGCUCAGUUUAAAGUACUGUGGAGCAGAGGAUUUAAGCCCAAGAGUAUGGUCCAACUGUCCACUUCAGUCUGCCUGCUGGGAAGCCUUUUUGGCCUACUUCUGCUAAUGCCUGUUUUGAAGGCCCUGACACCAGCCAGCAUGUGCACUCCCUUGAAGACCCUCAACGACAGCCUCCACCACAGGCGACGGUACAUGAAGCACAACUUCCCUAUCAACUAUACCAUCAGGGUUCAUCAGAAGGAAGUCUUUAAACUGUCAACCAUCAACAGAAUGAGGUUACAGGUGGAGGGGUUGGAAGACUUGAUUCUCCAAAGGUUGUGGUUCCGGGUUAACCAAGGAGUGUUAAAAAAGAUCAUCCGGGUUUUGCCAGAGAGACAUCCUUCGCGACCGUACACCGCCGAGUUGGAAAGGCGCUUCAGGGAUGCCGAGGGAGUCUUUGUCGGGUUGCAUACCACCGAGGUGUGUGACGACGAUCUUCCAGAGACAAUCGCAGAAAUUUGGGAUCAUUUAACAGAAGAGCCUAACAGAGUGCCGGAGUCCCGCUGGCGAUUUGUUACUCCAAAAUCUCUCCUGGACAACUUCUGCCACACCAUGCUCUGCCUCUUCAGUGACUGCUUUGACAGCACAGAAGCACACCAGGACUACUGUGGUGUUUCUCAUUGGAGGAAAGGCAGGAAGAAAGACUUACAGCCUGAAAGCUGAGAAGAAGCCAGCUCGGUGAAGUUGUCCCUGUUGAAACUGAAUAGGGAUUAGUAUCGUAAUCUUCCUUGAGCUACAGGGAG
This is a messenger RNA of Scomber scombrus (Atlantic mackerel), 1261 nucleotides long. It is a transcript of the gene il34, whose product is annotated as interleukin 34. Gene Ontology annotation, molecular function: macrophage colony-stimulating factor receptor binding; cytokine activity. NCBI's taxonomy places the organism in Eukaryota, Metazoa, Chordata, Actinopteri, Scombriformes, Scombridae. Bases 525 to 1181 code for a protein of 218 amino acids. Gene Ontology annotation, biological process: positive regulation of macrophage differentiation; positive regulation of protein phosphorylation; positive regulation of monocyte differentiation. The transcript has 8 exons. The record is from RefSeq and is a predicted model, not a curated record.